Molecule: messenger RNA, 1041 nt
Organism: Fraxinus pennsylvanica
Lineage: Eukaryota; Viridiplantae; Streptophyta; Magnoliopsida; Lamiales; Oleaceae
Source: the annotation of a GenBank genome assembly
AUGUUAAUUCAACCGCCUAUGCUUCAGCACUCGAGUUCUGCAGCUGCCCCAGACUCGGGAAACAAGUCCACGCCCACCUCCUCAAGAACGGGUUUCAUUGCCGAGACUUGCAUUUCCAACAGAAUGUUAUUGGAAGCAUUGGUGUUUUUGGAGAAAAUGUCGAUAGAGAAUAAUUUGACUCCCAAUUCUGUUUCUUGGAGUGCUUUGAUUGGUGGGUUCUCACUGAAUGGAUAUGACAAGGAAGCCAUUGCCAUGCUGUACAAAAUGAAAGUUGCGGGAUUUGAACCUAAUGCACGAACUCUAGCAAGCAUUCUUCCAGCUUGUGCUAGAUUGAAAAGGCUGAGAUUGGGGAGAGAAAUCUAUGGAUAUAUUGCAAGACAUGGAUUUAUGUCUAGCCCUUUCAUUGUCAAUGGAUUGGUUGAUCUGUACAGAAGGUGUGGGGAUAUGGAAAGUGCUUUCCAGAUCUUUUCAAAAUUUUCAGUGAGAGAUGCGGUUUCUUUUAAUACAAUGAUAGCUGGUUAUUGCGAUAAUGGGGAUGUUUUGAAGGCAAAAGAGCUCUUUGAUCAGAUGGAACCAGAGGGAAAAAUGAGGGACUUAAUUUCUUGGAACUCUAUGAUUUCUGGAUAUGUAGAUAAUUUCAUGUUUGACGAGGCUUUGAGCAUGUUUACAGAUUUAAUAACUACGGGUGGGAUUGAACCUGAUUCAUUUACUCUAGGUAGCGCACUUGGCGCUUGUGCAAAGAUGGGUUCUCUAAGAUUGGGGAAAGGGAUGCAUUCAUAUUGUAUUGUGAAGGGUCUGCAGUCGAAUCUUUUCAUAGGUGGAGGAUUGGUGGAAAUGUAUUGUAGAUGCCAGGACCCAGAAACCGCUCAGAAAGCCUUACAGGAGGUACCUGAAAGGAAUAUAGCAAUUUGGAACUCUUUGAUUUCUGGUUACGCUCGAUGCAAUCAAACUGAAAAUAUCCAGUGCAUCCUUCAGAAAAUGGAAGAUGAUGGAUUUAAACCGGAUGAUCAGUUAAAACUGGACAAGAAUUCUUCGAUAUGA